Molecule: messenger RNA, 3443 nt
Organism: Myotis daubentonii (Daubenton's bat)
Lineage: Eukaryota; Metazoa; Chordata; Mammalia; Chiroptera; Vespertilionidae
Product: myosin regulatory light chain 2, atrial isoform
Biological process (GO): glucose 6-phosphate metabolic process; regulation of insulin secretion; glucose metabolic process
Cellular component (GO): mitochondrion; cytosol
Molecular function (GO): D-glucose binding; glucokinase activity; calcium ion binding
Source: RefSeq, a predicted model, not a curated record
CCCGCGUCCCCCGGGUCCCCCCCGAGCCGCCCCGAGUCCCCGGAUCGUCCAGUCCCAGGCCGCCUCCUGGCUGCGCGGUGGAGAUGCUGCUCGGUCCGCGGAGGGCGGGCGGCAGUCCCCUCGCGCCCUUGGUGGCAAAUGGCGCUCGUAGUCAGGACACACGCCCACCCCCGGGGGGAAGCGUCGGGACGGAGGGGACCCGGAAUUCCGUGUAGCUUCACGCCUGGUCCCCGAGUCCGCAGGUCCCGGGCCGCAGGCUGCGGGGAAGGGGCGUCGACGUCUGCGUGCUGGGCCCCGGGAGUCCGGCUCCUGUGCGCUGGCUGGACACGCUCCUCUGCACCGAGCGGAGCUCCACCACCUUCCAAGCCGCUCAGGUCCCCCCUGGGCGAGGCUGAGGCUACAAGACUAGCCACGAAGGCAGCUGCGGGCUCGCGGGCCCUCUGAGCACGGGUGGCCGCGCGGGGCCGGGCUGCCCACUCCCUCUCCUCUGGUUCCCGACUCUCAGGGCCCCUGCUCAUUAGGGUGUGGCCCGGCCUGGGGAGCUGAACAGGUGGCCAAGUCUGGUGACAAGGCCGUUGGGCUGUUGCUAUGGUGAUGGGGAUGGAGGCCUUUUGCCUUCAGCCCGUUUUCUGCAUGGCAGCUCUAAUGACCAGCCGCCAGCCCUGCGGAGGCCCUGCUCCUGGUUGCCAUGGCAGCGCUGCCUUUUCCCCAGCAGGACGCCCCCCCCCCCCCCAGGAGAAUUCACCGCACACCUGGUCUCCGCAGGAAGUGUUGGGUGGCAGCUGAGCUCCGGGAAGCAGGUUAGGGUGUGAGAGAAACAGUCACCUUCAGCCUAAUUGCUCAAAUGCUGUCCCCAGCACCGAGGGGACAGCAGCGUUUCUGCUGAGUCUGUUGGAGGCCGAGCCGCAGCACAGCUCAGCACAGCCUGAGAGCUGAGCGGCGCCCAGCGAUGGCCCUGCCCCGGCCACACCCGGCCUGACCAGGCCUCUGUGGGCAAGGGUCCCGGGUGCAGCCCUGAAGACGAGGCUGGUGGGCUUGCUGGGAACGAUGAAAAGGAGGAAACUCUGUGACUGAAGCGCCAGCCAGAACCCAGCCGGAGGGGGACCAUAGCGGCCCAGGCGCCCAGGCCAGCCAACCCCUGGUUGGGAGAAGCCUCGGGCAGUCCUGCUCCGAAACCUGUUGGAAAGGCGGAGGGGUCCCAGCCCCCAGGAGCGGGCUGCGGUGCGGAUGCCGGAUGACGGUGCCGGGAUGGAGACCGCCAAGAAGGAAAAGGCAGAGCAGAUCCUGGCGGAGUUCCGACUGCAGGAGGAGGACCUGAAGAAGGUGAUGAGGCGGAUGCAGAAGGAGAUGGACCGAGGCCUGAGGCUGGAGACUCACCAGGAGGCCAGCGUGAAGAUGCUGCCCACCUACGUACGCUCCACCCCCGAAGGCUCAGUGGUGUCCCCAGACGUCUGGCAUUGCAGCCCCUUGUCCAGUACUCCUGGGCCUCCUGCCUUCCCUCCUCCUCUCCCUGUGGCUGCAGAAGUUGGGGACUUCCUCUCGCUGGACCUGGGUGGCACCAACUUCCGGGUGAUGCUGGUGAAGGUGGGGGAGGGGGAGGCCGGCCACUGGAGCGUGAAGACCAAGCACCAGAUGUACUGCAUCCCCGAGGACGCCAUGACGGGCACCGCGGAGAUGCUCUUCGACUACGUCUCCGAGUGCAUCUCCGACUUCCUGGACAAGCACCAGAUGAAGCACAGGAAGCUGCCGUUGGGCUUCACCUUCUCCUUCCCCGUGAGGCACGAAGACAUCGACAAGGGCAUCCUGCUCAACUGGACCAAGGGCUUCAAGGCCUCCGGAGCAGAAGGGAACAACAUUGUGGGGCUCCUGCGAGACGCCAUCAAGCGGAGAGGGGACUUUGAGAUGGACGUGGUGGCGAUGGUGAACGACACUGUGGCCACAAUGAUCUCCUGCUACUACGAAGACCGCCAGUGUGAGGUUGGCAUGAUUGUGGGCACGGGCUGCAACGCCUGCUACAUGGAGGAGAUGCACAACGUGGAGCUGGUGGAGGGGGAAGAGGGCCGCAUGUGCGUCAACACCGAGUGGGGCGCCUUCGGGGACGCGGGCGAGCUGGACGAGUUCCUGCUGGAGUACGACCGCGCGGUGGACGAGAGCUCGCUGAACCCGGGCCAGCAGCUGUACGAGAAGCUGAUCGGCGGCAAGUACAUGGGCGAGCUGGUGCGGCUCGUGCUGCUGAGGCUGGUGGACGAGGACCUGCUCUUCCGCGGGGAGGCCUCGGAGCAGCUGCGCACGCGCGGCGCCUUCGAGACGCGCUUCGUGUCGCAGGUGGAGAGCGACUCGGGCGACCGCAAGCAGAUCUACAACAUCCUGCGCACCCUGGGGCUGCGGCCCUCGGCCGCCGACUGCGACCUCGUGCGCCGCGCCUGCGAGAGCGUGUCCACGCGCGCCGCGCACAUGUGCUCCGCGGGGCUGGCCGCGGUCAUCAACCGCAUGCGCGAGAGCCGCAGCGAGGACGUGAUGCGCAUCACCGUGGGCGUGGACGGCUCCGUGUACAAGCUGCACCCCAGCUUCAAGGAGCGGUUCCACGCCAGCGUGCGCCGGCUGACCCCCAGCUGCGAGAUCACCUUCAUCCAGUCGGAGGACGGCAGCGGCCGCGGCGCCGCCCUGGUCUCCGCGGUGGCCUGUAAGAAGGCGUACAUGCUGGGCCAGUGACAGCGGCGGCCAGGCACGGAGGAGGCUCCAGGGGACAGACUCCCCACAGGCGCCCCAGCCUGGCCUGCCUCCCGAGCCGCCUCCGCCUGGUGCUGGGAAGGCACAAAGGAGACGCCAGGCUUCCCGAGUCAGUGGGAGGGACAGCCUCCCGGCCCUGCCUGGGUUGGGGGCUCAAGGAGCAGAAAUGGAGACGCCCAGCCUCCUGUCUUUCUGCUGGGACCCCCACCCGGAGGGAGUGGCUCGCUCAGGACUUAGUUGGAGCUUCCGGCUUGGUUCAGCCUUGCCUGGGCCCCGCUCUGGGGAGGGGUGCCCUGUGGACCCUGCUGUGGCCUGGCUUCCCUGGGACUCCGCCCACAUGGGGAGGCAGCCCAGGGACCUGGCCAGAUCUCCGCCUGGCUCCACGGCACAGGGCUGCUGACCACCCAGGCCUGGUGGGCUCUGCCUGGAGAGAGGGGGGCAGGGACCAGCUCCGCGUGGAGAGGAGGCCCCAGGAGGCCUGGGACGGCAGCCUCUUCCCGCCCACCCCGCCUCUCCUGAGGGCCGGGCGCUCACAGGAGGUACCGGAGACCAGCCCCCACAGCCCGUCAAGGACCCAGGAAGAGGAGGACCCCCGCCAUGGGGCUGCCACACACCAGCCAGCAGCACCCAGCACAGCCUCCAGGGGACCACCAGCCUCUUCAUGCCCAACAUGGGACUGGGUGGUUUUUUUAAUUAAAAGUUUUAAAAGUUUA